Salvia splendens (bonfire salvia) is the source of this 891-nucleotide messenger RNA. RefSeq lists its product as uncharacterized. The transcript has 3 exons. Gene Ontology annotation, molecular function: nucleic acid binding. NCBI's taxonomy places the organism in Eukaryota, Viridiplantae, Streptophyta, Magnoliopsida, Lamiales, Lamiaceae. Bases 1 to 891 code for a protein of 296 amino acids. The record is from RefSeq and is a predicted model, not a curated record.
AUGGCUGUCAAGCUGGAUUUAAGUAAGAGUGCAGUGGGAAGGAAGGUGAAAGCAGGGGAACUGAGGCCACAUACAAAUGCUGUGAAGCCCCUACUUACUGCCGCAAACAAGUUAACAAGAAUGAAAUGGGGUCUCAUUCAUGUUCAGCCAGUGGUGCACAAUGGUAUGCUCAAAUACCACACAAUGCACAAUGUAGUGCACAUUGAUGAAAAAUGGUUUUUCAUGACUAAGACUACGGAUAGAUACUACCUGCUGCCAGAUGUGGAAGAACCAUAUAGGUCAUACCAUACUUUGGAGAAGAUUGAGAUGUCAUAUUUGAUGGAAAAAUAUGCAUCUUUCCAUUCACAACAAAAGAGCCAGCACAUAGAAAAUCCAAGAACAGACCAAAAGAUCAUACCAACAAUCAAGGCUAAAUGGCCAGAUAACAUAAGCAAUGAGAUAUUCAUACAACAAGACAAUGCAAGACCCCACAUCAUGCAUAAUGAUGCAGAAUUUCAGUCAGUUGCAAACACAGAUGGGUUCAAAUUCCAUAUCAUUUGCCAACCAGCUAAUUCCCCAGAUUGUAAUGUGUUGGAUUUAGGUUUUUUUAGAGCAAUCCAGUCUAUACAAGAUGACAAACUGGCUAGGGGAGUGGAUGACUUGUUGAGUAAUGUGCAAAGCUCUUUUGAAGAACUUAGUGCACAAACACUCAACAAAGUUUUUCUGACUCUUCAAGCUUGCUUAACAAAGAUUUUGAAAGUGGAAGGGGGAAAUGGCUACAAAACUCCACACAUAAACAAAGACAGGUUGUCAAGGCUGGGGAUACUUCCACACACAUUGGAGGUUGAAGAACAUGUUGUCAAGGCUGCAGUGGCAUACCUCCAACAGACAGAAAAUGAUGUUGGCACAUGA